ACACACCCCAUCAGCGAGCGUACCGCACCGCAAACCCCUCCCCCAACAGCACACGCACCUAAGAAAAGAAAUUAAUGGCUGCUCUCGCCUCGCCCCUCCGCUCCUAUUUUACCCCUCUUCUCCGCCCCGCUCUCUCGCGUCCCUCUCCCUCAUCAACCUCAUUUCUCUACCGACCCCCCACCAAGAAACCGUCUUCCUUCAUCAACACUCGUAACAGCACUCGCUUCUUUAGUACUCCUCCACCAAAAAGAAAAAUGGCUUGGUUCGAUAUUUCCUACACUUCCCCCACCGGCACUAGUAAGUUUGACAUCUCAUUCUUUCAAAAACAUCCGUCAUCGUUCCGCCUCGUUGCAUCCCUCAUCCUUCAUUAUAUUUUUCUAUAUGAGAUGGCCGUCUCGUUUCGCCUUUUCAUCUUAUCUUGCCAAGUAGACUGAUCUUUUGCUGACUUAACGCCUCUAUUGCAGCUGAGCAAUGGGGUCGUAUUAACUUCAUUCUCUACGAUAGUGUUGUCCCUAGAACGGCAGAGAACUUCAGAACUCUUUGCACUCGCGAGGUGGGAUCCGGCUACAAGGGUUCCAAGUUCCAUAGGGUCAUUAGCAGGUUUAUGGCUCAGGGUGGUGACUUCACCCGUGGCAAUGUAAUUUACCUCAACGCCCUUUAAGUGAUAGGUAUGAGAUGGAAAGCUGAAAGACUUUUUCAAAAUAGGGAACUGGCGGGAAGUCUAUUUAUGGUGAUAAGUUCGAGGACGAAAACUUCGACAAGAAGCAUGAUAAGCCGUAUCUUCUCUCCAUGGCAAACGCCGGAAAGAACACCAAUGGUUUGUUUCAGCUCAUGCUUUCUUGCUUGUGGGUGACGGUGCUAACUUGGGUUUUAGGAUCCCAGUUCUUCAUAACUGUUAGUACGGCCAAUUCCCAUUUCUUUGAAGUUGACUAACAAUAACCCGUGGGUAGUUCGUCGAAACUUCUCACCUUGACAACAAGCAUGUCGUCUUUGGUGAAGUUGCCGACGAGGCUAGCAAGGCAAUCGUGAGGCAGAUGGAGGCCAAGUCUCUCGACAGUAGCGGCCGCACUUCUGGCACCAUCACUAUCUCCGAUUGCGGUGCUGCUUAGAGAAAUGGAUUCUGCAUUCACCACCCCUUCCCCCCCUCUUUUCUUACGAACCUUUAAGGAAAUUGGUGGGCGAGAUGGAAUUUCCAGGUGUUUGGUUUAGUUUUCCAAUCUAGUUAUUCUAAAAAAAAACAAAAAACUAUCGUCGUCUUGUUUGGUGGAUAAACGUGGAAAAGCGAUAUCAAAUAAAAUACAUUCCUUGGGAAUCCCGGUUUUAAAAGUGCUAUUGUUUGCCCUGCUGCGAAGCUUGAGACUACUCGCCAGCCCUUGCUCCGUUACGUUAUGGCCUUGGGGCCAGGAGAGUUGACCAAGGACUGGCAUUGAUCUUUGAGUUGGUAUAUGGAUUAUCCUGGAACUUUCGUACUACUUGUAUCGGUGCGAGUGCUACUGUGCAAUCGGUACCCACGGGAGCUGCGGGAUAAUUGUAGGGACUGGUGCGCUAUGCAUGCACUGAUAGAGGAACACGCAUACCGUCCCAGAGCGCUACGGAAGCUGUUUAAGCAGGGCAGCUAUGGGGGUGAUAAAGUGGUAUACUUGACCGGGUACUUGGUGUUUCACUCUCAAAUUGCGUGUAUUUCGCUAUCGGAGUAUUGC
Messenger RNA from Tuber aestivum (summer truffle), 1700 nucleotides. NCBI's taxonomy places the organism in Eukaryota, Fungi, Ascomycota, Pezizomycetes, Pezizales, Tuberaceae. The record is from the annotation of a GenBank genome assembly.